GUCAACGGUUGAGAGAGCUGUCGAAGAGAAACAUGGCAGCAGAGCAAAUGUGGAUAUAAUGUAUGGGAAAAUAUAAGCAUAAGUUUCUGUCAUGUUUUAUGUAAUUGGGUUAGGGCUCGGAGGUGCUGAAGAUAUCACAGUCAGAGGAUUUGAAAUUGUGAAGAAGGCUGAAAGAGUUUACUUGGAGGCUUAUACAUCAAUUUUAACAGUUGGUAAAGAAGAGCUGGAACAAUUCUAUGGGCGUAGCCUGAUCGUUGCAGACCGUGAUCUUGUUGAACAAGGAGCAGAUGAAAUUCUUCAAGAUGCUACUUCAAAAGACAUUGCAUUUCUGGUCGUAGGGGAUCCAUUUGGUGCAACUACACAUACAGAUCUGGUUCUUCGUGCUAGAGAAGCAGGUGUCUCAUACAAGAUUAUUCACAAUGCAUCGAUAAUGAAUGCUGUUGGAUGUUGUGGGCUUCAGCUUUAUAAUUUUGGGGAGACAGUCUCUAUCCCAUACUGGACCGAGUCAUGGCAGCCUGACAGUUUCUAUGACAAAAUUUUCGGCAACAGAAGGCGUGGUUUGCAUACUCUAUGUCUUCUAGAUAUCCGUGUUAAGGAGCCGACACUGGAAAGUCUAACAAAAAAGGAAAAGGAAUAUCAGCCUCCCCAUUUCAUGUCUGUCAGUGAAGCAGCUGGACAGUUGUUAGAAAUCAUCAGGAGAAAGGAUGGAGAGUACAAGGAGUUAGCUUACACAAAUUCCACCCUAUGUGUGGGGUUGGCCCGUGUUGGUUCUGACACACAGCAGAUACUGGCCUGCACACUGCAAGAAAUGAAGGACAUUCAUCUGGGUCCACCACUCCACUCCCUGGUAAUAACAGGACACCUGCAUCCUCUUGAAGUGGAGUACCUGACACAGUUUUCAGACAGCAAAGAGAAGCUGCUGCUCGUAGCCCAGACAUAAUGAACAUUUGAAUAUUUCACUGCAAUUAACAGUAAUUGCUGUGCAUUAAUGACUGAGAAUUUUUCAUGUAUUAUUGCAUUAAGUCUGUAUACAAUGAAGGCUAAUACAUCUUCCUUCAUCAUGAGAUAUGUCUUUCUCUUAAGAGUCAGUUAAUAAAGUUUUGUUUUUUCCGAUA
Messenger RNA from Cryptotermes secundus, 1115 nucleotides. RefSeq names its product diphthine methyl ester synthase (gene Dph5). Gene Ontology annotation, biological process: protein histidyl modification to diphthamide. The transcript is spliced from 5 exons. Gene Ontology annotation, molecular function: diphthine synthase activity. Lineage: Eukaryota; Metazoa; Arthropoda; Insecta; Blattodea; Kalotermitidae. The record is from RefSeq and is a predicted model, not a curated record. The coding region runs from base 92 to 940 and encodes 282 amino acids.